Scedosporium apiospermum is the source of this 1314-nucleotide messenger RNA. RefSeq lists its product as uncharacterized. Gene Ontology annotation, cellular component: cytoplasm. Lineage: Eukaryota; Fungi; Ascomycota; Sordariomycetes; Microascales; Microascaceae. The coding region runs from base 1 to 1314 and encodes 437 amino acids. Gene Ontology annotation, molecular function: flavin adenine dinucleotide binding; electron-transferring-flavoprotein dehydrogenase activity. The transcript is spliced from 2 exons. The record is from RefSeq and is a predicted model, not a curated record.
AUGCCUAAUUCAAUACCAGGUCUUUUAAUCCUCGCCAGUCCACUUCUUUUCCGGCUCCUGUCGUUUGGCAAGAGGCCUGAGGGAGUCGUCGACAUUGGCACGACGCCGCCAACCACGACACACACGGUAGUGAUCCUCGGCGCCGGCCUGGCGGGCGUCCCACUCGUCCACCACCUGCUAAAGCACACGCCAGCAUCAGUUGGCCUGCGUGUGGUGCUGGUCAGCCCCAAUGACGCGCUACUGUGGGCCUAUGCCACGGUCCGCGCCAUCCUGCCUGACGUGUUCGGCGACGAAAAGAUCUUCCACCCCCUAGGCCCGGGCUUCGCCAAGUACGGAGUCUCCCAGUUCGAGCACGUGGUGGGCAUAGCGCAGAACCUAGACCCCGAGUCAAACCGCGUGACCGUAUGCACGAAAGCCGACGGACAACAGCGAACUAUCGACUAUGACACUCUCGUCAUCGCCACCGGCUCCUCCUACAAGGACGCCAUGCCCUUCAAAAAUCUUACCGACACGGCGACUACCAAAGAUGAGAUUCAAUGCCUCCGCGAGAAGAUUGCAGCAGCGCGUUCCAUCGUGGUGGCCGGUGCUGGCCAGACGGGCGUCGAGGUGGCGGGCGAGCUGGGCGAGAAAUACGGGCUCGCGGGGACUAAGGAGAUCACGUUGAUAGCUAAAGAUGCAUUACCGCUGGGGUCCGAAGUGCGCGACGACGUGCGCCGGACGGUAGUCCACGAGCUGGCCAAGCUGAAGGUCAAGGUUCUGGCGAAUACGCGCGUCGUGGACGCCACGAUCACGCCGGCGGGCACGCAGUCCCUGACGCUGCAGCGGAUCAGCGGUUACAACAAGAGCGAGAACCAUCAGAUCGGCGCUGCCUCGACGAUGCUCGAGACGGACCUCUACAUCCCCACUUUUGGCGUGCGCCCUAACACGGCCUUCGUGCCGGCAGCUAUGCUCGAUGCCGAUGGCCGCGUGAAAGUAGACCGCGAGACGUUGCAGGCUACUGGUUACUCCAACAUUUUCGCCAUGGGCGAUGCCAGCAACGCCCAGACAGCUAACGGGAAGCACGCUGACGCGCAAGUACGCUUCCUAGCCCCGGCUAUGCAGGAUCGGCUGGCCGGGCGCACAAUGCCCACCUAUAAUGCUAACGAUACCUUCGUGUUCGCCGUCACCCUCGGCCGAUACCGCGGCACUGGCCAGGUGGGCAACAGGCGGCUAUGGGGGUGGAUUGUCCGUAUGACUAUUGGCAAGCAUAUGGGUACCGACUACGCGCCUGACAUAGCGGCUGGGAACAGGACAAUGACACAAACGAAAUGGUAG